AUGGCAUUCCUCUUACCGAAUAUAUGUCGGUGCGUAUGUUUGAGAAAUCGCAGCGGAAUUAAUGUAAUACAAACUGCGUCAUAUCAUGCAAAUGUAAUUGACCAUUAUGAAAAUCCGAGAAAUGUUGGUUCUAUGGAUAAAAAGGACAAGAAUGUGGGCACAGGUUUAGUCGGUGCUCCCGCUUGUGGUGAUGUUAUGAAGUUACAAAUAAAAGUUGAUGAAAAUGGGAAAAUAGUUGAUGCAAAAUUUAAGACCUUUGGAUGUGGUUCUGCAAUUGCUUCAAGUUCGUUGGCCACUGAAUGGGUAAAAGGAAAGACAGUGGAUGAAGCCUUGAAGCUGAAAAAUACUGAGAUAGCUAAGGAGUUGUCUCUGCCCCCUGUUAAGUUGCAUUGCUCUAUGUUAGCAGAGGAUGCCAUCAAAGCAGCUCUAUCAGAUUAUAGAAUCAAACAACAAAACCCUGAGAAGUAA
This is a messenger RNA of Leptosia nina, 468 nucleotides long. The record is from the annotation of a GenBank genome assembly. NCBI's taxonomy places the organism in Eukaryota, Metazoa, Arthropoda, Insecta, Lepidoptera, Pieridae.